This is a messenger RNA of Naegleria lovaniensis, 1464 nucleotides long. RefSeq lists its product as uncharacterized. The record is from RefSeq and is a predicted model, not a curated record. Lineage: Eukaryota; Heterolobosea; Eutetramitea; Acrasida; Naegleriidae. The transcript has a single exon. Bases 1 to 1464 code for a protein of 487 amino acids.
AUGAGUUUAACGAAUUCGCAUCAUGGAUCAUCAGUGAUAUCCCAAGCACAACAAGAAGAAGAGGUUCCUUCAUCAUCAUCAGCAUCGGAUGUUUCUUUGACGGUUUGCAAAACACAUGAUGAAGAGGAUGAUGAAAACAGCAAUAGCACUCCCCUAUCUGCCUCAACGGCAGCCUUGUUGUUAUCAUCUUUGCCUUUUGCUUCUCCCUCUUCGUUUGGUAGCAACAUAAAUUAUUUGACUCCCAAAUUCAAUCAUCAUGAUAAUAACAAUGAAAUUCAAACAACAAGCACAACGGAAACACCAUCUUCGUUCAUCGGAUUUGUAUCGCCCAAAAAAGAAGAAAUUGUAACGGAUCAUAAUCAUCAGAGUCUUCAUCAUCAUAACGAGCCACAACAAGAAGAAGAGGCUUUACAGAAGCAUGAUGUCAUUUCAUCUCCACCUACAGAAAUUCGAACGAACACAACAGCAAUGCCCACAACAACGCCGUUCAAUCCUCCAAACAUCUCUCAGCACUUAUCACCUCCUAAGAAGAACAAAAGCAUCAAGUUUCAUAAUUUUGUAGCUAGUAGUAGUAGCAACAAUAAUUCUCAUUCAUCGAUGAAACAGCAGACACCACAGAAAAAGAGUCAUGCUCCCACUGUUUUCCAAUUUUCAAAUUAUGAGCCAAAACAAGCCACCCCAAAUUCCAAUCAUGCCACACAGGCAUCAAAGCUGACGCAGCAGAGUAUGAUGAUGACCAUUCCUCUGCUGAAACCUCAACAACCUCAACAGCAAAGCACGGGUCCUCCCUCCUCCUCGUCAGCUAAUUCCACUGUAAACAUCUCACAACAACAGCCCGUAAAUCACCACCUAGGUCAAUUUAAAAUUACCGACUAUUCCAACAAUUACACCCAGCCACUGUCACACAUUGAUUAUCUUCCAUCAUCCAGUAUGAAAACAUUGGAAAACACUAAAAAAAGAAACAGCACCGGAAGUACCGAGUCUUCAUCCGCUCGAGUUUUGAAAAGCUCAAAAACAUCACUAGGUUCUACCACAACAAAUGCAACAUUUUCCAAUUUUACAAGCUCUGACUUUGAAGGCUACGUACCAAGUAAUAACUUGUCCAUUAAUGUUUCAUCCAAUAUCUCUUCUUCGAAAAGUAAUGCAGGAAUUUUAAUGUCUUCAUCUGCUGUUUCAACACAAGCCACGAGUAAGGAAGAUGUGAGAGGAAGCAGUGCGAAUCACGACCCCAACUCGAUCAAUAAUCAUACGACAGUGAAAACCCAUCCAGAGGACGUUACUAAAUUUGGCAAUGUUUCAUCCAAGAGCACAAACAAGCAAUCAUCAUCGCCUCCCAUUCAUACAAACACUGCCUCGUCAUCCUCAUCUUCAUGGACAUUCCACCCUUUCGACAAGACACACCAACCCAUUAAGGACCAGUCUACUGGGUUGACCUUUCAUGUUUUCACUCCAAAGAAGAAAUGA